AUGGGACUACCACAGUUUUUCACACACUCUGCCCUGCACCCAUCUUUCAAGGACGAUAUCCUCGAUACCCACCUGGUAUACGACUACGACGCCGCAGACGAGAACGGCAACCCUGAGAAAUGGCGUUAUGAGUUCUGGUUCUUCUCGGAGAACCGCGUCAUCUACUCGAUCCACGGCGGCCCUAUGAAGGGUAGACUGAACUAUCAGACCUGUGCCUACCAGUGUGUCAGACCAGGCGAGAUAUGGCAGUGCAACUUCUUGGAGGAAACCGGGACGUUCGUGUCUCUGAUCUACGACAUUCCGAACAAGAGAAUCAGCACUGGAGCGGCUUUCUCAAAGGGCCACUGGGAACAACCGCAGGAUGCACACGGAGACAAGCGCAAUCCUGAGGACCUGGAGAGGUGGAGGGCACUGUCGAAGCUGGGGACACAGACCGAGAGGCUGGUACUCGCGGAGCAGGCCAGCAUCCUCGAGGUCUUCAAGGGUGCUGGUCAACUCCAGCCCAUCGCGAAGGAUGCGCCGACAUUUUGA
This is a messenger RNA of Cryphonectria parasitica EP155, 531 nucleotides long. RefSeq lists its product as uncharacterized. Gene Ontology annotation, molecular function: carboxy-lyase activity. Bases 1 to 531 code for a protein of 176 amino acids. The record is from RefSeq and is a predicted model, not a curated record. The transcript has 2 exons. Lineage: Eukaryota; Fungi; Ascomycota; Sordariomycetes; Diaporthales; Cryphonectriaceae.